AUGGCGGGACGUGGUGACAAGCUUUCACAAGCACCACCUGCCGGCGUUCAGGGGUUCGUGUCAGGGGCUGCCCGAUUGCCAGGCAACCUGGAAGGUUCGUCCCACGGGCAAUCCAGGCCUCCAGGGCUAGCGCGGAACUGCUCCAGCGCCUCCCGCCCGCUGACGGGCAGAGCCUGCUGGGCGGGCAGCGGGCGCCUCACGCUUGGCACUCCCGUCGCUCCCGUCACUGUCCAGGUGCCCUGCGCAUCAGCCCUUCAGCUGGAAUCCACACCUGCACCCGCUGCCACCCCCGACGCCCGUCAAUGA
Molecule: messenger RNA, 306 nt
Organism: Purpureocillium lilacinum
Lineage: Eukaryota; Fungi; Ascomycota; Sordariomycetes; Hypocreales; Ophiocordycipitaceae
Source: RefSeq, a predicted model, not a curated record